AUGGCACUUUCCACUGAGAGCAGGGCUCUUGGAGCGGCAAACCCUAAGCUGGGCGUCAUUUUCUCAAAACUCGUCCACGACCUCAAAUACCAAGCGCCUCAACAUCCUAACACACGGCCUGCGCUUGAAGCUGCUAUGCUCGAAUAUGCCGCUACUUCAGGAGCUCCGUACGAGUCUGAAUAUGCGCAGCGUUACUUCGACGUCGGUCUUACCCUCGCUUGUGCCUACUAUCCCACUCAUCCUUUUGCCGUAAAACUACACAUCGCCAUCUACUCCUGGCUAGCCAUCUACAUUGACGACGAUGACGCCGGGAACGAUGAUCUAGCCGGCUUCCAGGAGCGUUUCCACAAGGGAGCGUCUCAGCCGUCUGCUCUUCUGUCACGCUUCGCAGAGGUGCUGCAUGACAUGUCGAAAUACUACGAACCUCUAGUGGCCAACUUCAUUGUGUGUUCGACGUUGCAAUUCGUCAACGCCACUCUACUGGAAAGACGCGGCGAGUUCCACGGUCUGAAGCACUGCAAAGAGGCAAGCGGCUGGCCCGACUAUGUCCGCGACAGGAGUGGAGUGCCUGAGGCGUACGCCUACUUCAUCUUCCCGAAGGAACAGUGCCCGAACAUCGGACAGUAUAUGCAAGGAAUACCGGACAUGAUGACGUAUAUUAACUACGCAAAUGAUAUUCUAUCAUUCCACAAGGAGACCCUCGCUGGCGAGACAGACAACUACAUCAACACUCGAGCCGUUUGCGAGCAGCGCGAACCUCUUGCCGUGCUCGAAACCGUCGUUGCCGAAGCAAUCGAAGCAAACUCGCGUGUGGUUGGGCUUCUGCGCACCAGGUCGGACCCCAUGUACGCCCUUAAGUGGGACGAGUUCUUCAAUGGCUACAUCUUCUUCCAUCUCUCAGCGAAGCGGUACAAGCUGUAUGUGUACCCUGGGCUGGCACAUGAGGGAGUCAAAGAGCUGGUGGAUGAGGGAGUCAGUGGGCUGGCGGAGGCAGUCAAAGGACUGGAAGAAUUCGGAGGCCAGAGGACGGGUGACAUGGAGAAACCUGCGGUCGGUGUGCUGCAGUGCGCUUAG
Messenger RNA from Colletotrichum chrysophilum, 1074 nucleotides. RefSeq lists its product as uncharacterized. The record is from RefSeq and is a predicted model, not a curated record. Lineage: Eukaryota; Fungi; Ascomycota; Sordariomycetes; Glomerellales; Glomerellaceae. Gene Ontology annotation, molecular function: carbon-oxygen lyase activity, acting on phosphates. Bases 1 to 1074 code for a protein of 357 amino acids. The transcript has 3 exons.